UUCAGGACGUCAGGGAUGUUAAGAAGACCUUCGUUGCUCCAGCAAUUAAGUCUUUUGAGCACUAUGACUUCUCCCGAGCCAAAAUCUGUUGCAGCCUCGCAUGGCUGCUGGCCAAAGCUUAUGGGACAGGGUACAGCAUCCAAAUUUAGAAAAGAGCAGCAGCAAGACAGCAUUCCAGCAGACUUAAAGGACCCUUUCUACACAGACCAGUAUGAGCAGGAGCACCUGAAGCCUCCUGUUGCCAGCCUCCUGCUGUCUGCAGAUCUCUACUGCAGGGCUGGCAGUCUCAUCCUGAAGAGCGACGCUGCCAAGCCCCUGCUGGGCCAUGAUGCUGUCAUUCAAGCGCUGGCUCAGCGUGGACUCUACGUCACUGACCAGGAGAGACUGGUCACUGAGAGGGACCUUCGAAAGAGGCCACUGCAAAUGAGCGCUCACCUGGCGAUGAUCGACACUCUGAUGAUGGCGUACACAGUGGAGACGAUCAAUGCGGAGAAGGUGAUGGCCUGCAUUCGCCAGUAUUCAGCCUGCAACCCAGAGGAAACACCUUAUGACACAGAGGAUGCAGUGACAACCUGGAUCAACAAGGUAAAUGAGUAUCUGAAAGACACUGUGCUUCAGGAGCAGAGGAAGAAGGAGACGCAGAGCACAGAGUCUGCUGGGAGUCCUCGGGCUCGCUACAGGAAGGAGCAGGCCUCAACCCAGCCCGUUCCAUGGAUCCCCCCAGUGGACAAUCUGCUGAAAGACAGCACAGACGGCUCAGCUCUCGGUGCUCUGCUGCACUUCUACUGCCCUCAGCUGCUACAACUGGAUGAUGUAUGUCUGAAGGAGAACAUGACGCUGGCUGAUCGGCUAUACAACCUGCAGCUCAUCCAGGACUUCUGCAAAGACAACCUGAACAGCUGCUGCCACUUCAGCCUGGAGGACAUGCUCUACGCCUCCUCCGCCAUCAAGAAUAACUACCUGGUGUUCAUGGCAGAGCUUUUUUGGUGGUUUGAGGUGGUCAAGCCGUCAUUUGUGAAACCAAGAUUGCUGGACAUCGAAAACACAGAUCCUUCAUCCUUUUUGAAGAAUAUGCCAGUCAUCCCCAUCUCCAAGGCAACCAAGAGAAGCUUCAUGGAAAGACCUCCAAGUCCCGAAAGACCAAGUUUACCCCUCCGACCUCAGCCACGAAAUACAGGAGAGAUCAAGAGGUCAACCUCAAUGUCCUUCGUCGAUGGCAACCUCGGCACUUGGCCCAAAGAGAAACGGUCUGGGCCUUAUGGAGUGUCUUUUGACAUCCCCUUUGACAAAGAGGACUCUGCUCCCGGUUCUCUUUCCUCCAUGCGUGGCAUGGUCAGGUCUGUCAGCACUGACGAUGGUUCUGGCUUCAAAGUCCAACAUUUGCCUCGAGGAAUGAAGCGUAAUCUGUCCUUCCAGCCAGUGAACGGUCAGAGUGUUGGCAUUGAGGAGGAGGGCUGCCCAGACAGCCUGGCUGGCAUGGAGCCUGACAUGCGAGCAUACCCCAACGGACAUGGAAGUGUCAUGGCAACAACUCCCUCAAUGGAGGAAGCCCUCCAGAUUAUCCAUAGCCCAAGUAGGCCGCCAGCGGAGGGGAUAAACAGUGGUUUCUUUCUGCACAGUCAGGGCCACGGGGCUGGGGUUGCUAGCUUGGAGCCAGUGUCAGAGUUGGACUCCAAAGGGCCGCAGAGCACCACAGACACCACCGAGGUGGACACUGGCAUCCAUAUUCAAACAGAAGACAUGCUGGAUGAGGACUCCUCUCUCAAGGACUGCUCUGUGAACAUGGACCUGGAUAUGGACACGCCAAGCCCCUGUCCAAGCAAUCAGAGCAAAUCCCCCUCAGGAGUGAAGAUGACCAGCUUUGCUGAACAGAAGUUGAAGAAGCACACUCCCUCAGCACCAGACUCAGGAAGGUGCAGCAGCAGCUCCCUCAAGACCACUCCCGAAGGCUCUGAGUUCGGCCUCCCAUUAUCUGUCUCCUGGGCCCCGACCCCUGAGCACAGCCCCAUCCAUCAACAAACUACACCAACCAUAACAGCUCAAGCAUCGCCCACACCUGUACAACUUCCACCCAAUGACCCUGCUCAGGUAAUGGCUACAGAGAUGGUACAUUUGAGAAUGAGGCUGGAAGAGAAACGUAAAGCCAUUGAAGCACAGAAGAAGAAAGUGGAGGCUGCUUUUACGAGGCAUCGGCAAAAGAUGGGUCACUCAGCAUUUCUCAAUGUGGUUAAGAGAAAAGGAGAUGGGGCUGCUAGUGGAGAGGAAGGUGGAAAGACUGCUGGAGAAGGCAAGGUGGCAAGCUCAAGUCCCACCUUCAAAUUUGGAAGGAGCAAGGCAGACACACCUGAUGGUGCAGAGCAAAGCAGCACAGGUUCCUGUUGGACAAAGUCACCAGGUGCAGGGGAGGAAGGGGGGCAGACUCAUGCUCAGCUAACGGAGGUAGAUCUCACUGAGUAUACGCGUUCUAUUGAGAAACUGAAUCAUUCAUUGGCCUUCCUUCAGACUGAGAUGCAACGACUGGCUCAGCAGCAGGAAGUGAUCAUGGCCAUGAGGGAGCAACAGCAUCAGCAGGCGUGGGUCAUCCCUCCCCCUCAUACAAACCCAUCACCACAAAAACACAGUAGAGCUGGAGCUGUUGCUCGAUCCUCAGGACCCUCUUCCCCUGCUGACUCUCCUCGUUCCACCCACCGUUCUCCAAACAGCAUCAAACGCAAAUCCGCCUCUUUCCACUCGCGUAAUCCUCGCACCGCUCGUCCCAACGAGCUAAAGCUUGCCCCUUACAAUCGAGUCCUCACUGCACCUCAGUCUGUCGAUAGCAUCCCCAGGCUAAGGAGAUUUUCUCCCUGCCAGCCCUUGGCAUGUUCCUUUGUUUACAUGCAGGAGAAACCAGCAACCGCCAAUCCAGCAACAGUAGCCUCAGAUGAAGAUAAAAUCAAGGAGACGGAGUCACUUCUUUCCCCUGAGAGGGAACUUGCCAGUAUAUGUGUAGCCAGCUCACCCCCCAGCUCCCCCAAGAACAAAAGAGAACACAUCCAGGAAUGCCAGUCCAAGAUCACUGACACAGAAACUGAUGAGCAGAACAAUCAGAAGUCAAUUGCAGACCUCAAACCUACUCAGUCUUCAUUUCCUGAGGUUCUGGCACACCCUGUGGUGGAGACCUUCACGGUGACACCUACAGAGAUUCCUUCACAGCCAGAAGACUCAGGCGAGGCCAAGAGCAGCUUGAUUGAGGUUCCUCUGUCAGUCGUGAAGCCGCUGGAGGAUCUGACACUUGAUGAUGGUUUGGAGACGCAGCAGGAUAACGUGGACAGCUCAGAUUACGAACAGAAAAUGUGUCAUGGUUUCUUCUUCAAGGAGGAUGGAAAGGCAGAGGAGAACAUGGCUCAGAAGAGGGCUGCGCUGUUGGAGAAAAGGAUGAGGAGGGAGAAGGAGACGCAGCAGAAGAAGAUGCAGCUGGAGGCUGAGCUGGAGCAGAAGAAGGAGGAGGCUCGACUGAAAGCAGAGGAGGAACGCCUCAGGAAGGAGGAGGACAAGGCUAGGAGGGAGUUCAUCAAGCAGGAAUAUCUCAGGCGGAAGCAGCUAAAACUGAUGGAGGACAUGGACACUGUCAUUAAACCUCGGCCAGCCGGAGGGGCCAAGCAGAGGAGGGGCCGCCCAAAGUCCAUCCAUCGUGACAGCAUGGACUCACCAAAAACCCCUGUCAGAGCUGCCACAGGUUCACGCCAACGUGUCUUUUCAGUCUCCAGCUUGUCCCUUGCGUCCCUCAACCUGGGAGACAGCGACAGUGUUCACUCUGACAAGAGAUCGCCAAGGCCAGAUUCUGCGGAUGGCUUCUUGUCCCCAAGUCGCUCCAGCAGCAGGAAUGGAGAGAAGGACUGGGAAAAUGGAUCCACAACCUCCUCUGUUACAUCUAACACAGAGUACACUGGACCGAAGCUAUACAAGGAACCCAGCGCUAAAUCUAACAAGCACAUCAUCCAGAACGCUCUGGCCCACUGCUGCCUCGCCGGCAAGGUUAAUGAGGGGCAAAAGAACAAGAUCCUGGAGGAAAUGGAAAAAUCAGAAGCCAACAACUUCUUGGUUUUGUUCCGAGAUGCUGGCUGCCAGUUCCGCUCCCUCUACACGUACUGCCCCGAGACAGAGGAGAUCAACAAGCUGACAGGCUUCGGCCCCAAGAGCAUCACGCGCAAGAUGAUCGACAGCCUCUACAAGUACAACUCAGACAAGAAGCAAUUCAGUCAGAUACCAGCCAAGACCAUGUCGGCCAGCGUGGACGCGGUGACGAUCCACAACCAUCUCUGGCAAACCAAGAAGCCAGCCACCCCUAAAAAAGUAGUGCCUGCACAGUCCUAAUGGAACUCGAUACCCUGAACUUCACCAUCUCCCUCAAAUGAAACAUACCCAUUUCAAUUUGCACUUCACUGUACAUAUCCAUGAAGAUUCAAGCACCUGCAAUGCCAGUUAGAUUGAAUGCAUAUUUGUCUACUUCAUGUUUGUUCGUUUUUCCUCUCCAUUGCAUUCCUGUCCUUUGUUCUCCUUUUUACUCUGGACUGGAUAGGAUAGGACUCAAAGAUUAUGAACAACUGGAAUGUAUGCCACUGUAAAGGAAUGAUGUAAAUGCUUCUCACUCCUGUGUUUUUAGAGAUGUUCAUGUUUGAGUCAGUUUACGAAGGCUUGUGUGUGAGUGUCGGUUUUUUGUUCCCAAUGUGCCAAACUUCAAAAAAAGAGACAGUAUGAAUGCCAGGACAUUUUAUUGGGUACACUGAAGCACUGAAUGUUUUUAAUUCAUGUACAGAAUGAUUUGUGUUUGCAUUAUCCUGUUGAUGUGUGGCCUUAUGCACAUUUUGUUUUAGCGUGUGAGUGCAAUGAGGUGAUUGUAAAACAUACAGAUGGGGUUUUUGUAUUUGGAAGAACAAUUUUUCUUCAUCUCUGUGGGUGAAACAGUUUGUAUAUUAAGGUACGUUAAAACCACAAAGGGCCAAAAAAUGAAUUGCAUACAGCUAGUGAUAGCCACACAGUACAUGUGUGUUCAGCUCAACAAAGCCAAGCGGUUUCAGCUUUUUCCAAACCCUUUUUGAGGAGGUGAUUUUAAAGAAUGCAGGACGUUACUCUAGAUCACUGGCUUUCAACCUGUGGGUCAGGAUACCUGCAGACAGCUGGAGCUGUAAGGUUCGAUGUGUGGAAAAAUAUAUUUAUAAUACACAAAUAUGCUGUCCUGUUUGUAGUUGCUGUCAAAUUCCGUUGUCAUGCAAUAUAUAGAAGUAGUUGCAGCCUCCAGAAGUAUUCCAAUAAUUAGGCAGGAUAGGCAGACAGUGAAAAUUUAAAUCCCUUGGGGAUUAAAGUUACAUAUAUCCACAAGGAGGCAUUGCUUCAGCCAGAAUGGUUGAGAGCCAGUGUUGUAGAUCCCAUUGCUGCUUGUUCUCAGAAGAUUUGUGAACAAAUGGAACAGCUCAGUAUUAUUUUAUUUUGAAAUGCUGCCAACUGCACCAUGUAGCACCUUUGCAGUAUAUUAAUAUAAAGUACGAUGACACUCGCACCCACUGGUAUCAGGAAUAUGUCUGAAUUCCAAAACACAGAAAAAGUAUUUCUGUUCAUAUCAGUAUCAGGAAAUUUAAAUGAAAUUGUUGUACUGAAACUUUUUUGACAGUACUGUAAAUUGUUCAGAUUCACACUUGGCCUACUCAUUUUCACAGUCUGCACUUAUAAUGCUGUAAGGCACUUUUGGUAAAAGCAUCCACCACACACCAUAUGCAGUAAACAUAGUGCAUUUUAGUUUAGAUUGCUGAUUAGUUAGAAAGUAAUUGCUCUAAAGAAUGCCAGUCAUACAUCACUGCAAGUAUUCCCCGAUUCAUUAAACAGCCUCUCUGUCACUGUUGUCGUGUCUGCUCGUACAUAAAACAAAUGUAUGUUGAUCCAAAUUAGAUUACAUUAUGUGACGCAUUAGCAGCAUAUUUGUCUGUUGCCUUUAGAUGCAACAUGUCCUAAAUAGGCCAGAAAUACAGUAAUUGUGUUACAUUUUUGUUAUAUUUUUCUCUUAAUAGCAGAAUCAAUUUCGCAAAGUAAUACAAGGCAAAAUACGGCAGAUCUUUGUUGCUGCAUACGGGUAGAAACUCGCCUCAGAGUUUCAUUGGUGUCAGUAUUAUGUUCCUUUUGCCACCAAUUGUCAAGUAAAAACCAUUUGCAGGUACAAUUUCCAAAAAAAGCAACGUCUACUAACAUGGUGCUUUGUUUUCAAUCGGGGUGGGGAUAUUUAUGACCAAAAGAGAGCAUGUACAUGUCUUUGAAAAUGUAAUCAGAGUUAAGAAGUGUUUCUCUGUUGUUUAUUGAAAGGAUUUGUCCACAGAAGCUCUGUCCACCUGCUUCAGGCUGCUCAAGGCCAAGGUAAAUGAUUAUUUAAACUGUAAUGAUACUGUACAGUGUGUUCAUGUGAGCUCAUACCUAUUCACUAUGAUGACUUUGUUUUGUUUGUCAACGCUGUGCUGUCAUUCGACAUAUUGCUGAACAUGUAGAUUCAUUUUUGUUGUUUUGUUUUGUAUAUUUUUUUCUUUUUUGCAUUAAUUAAAACUAAGCAUGGCCUCA
Acanthopagrus latus (yellowfin seabream) is the source of this 6579-nucleotide messenger RNA. RefSeq names its product calmodulin regulated spectrin-associated protein family, member 2a (gene camsap2a). Gene Ontology annotation, cellular component: microtubule minus-end. Lineage: Eukaryota; Metazoa; Chordata; Actinopteri; Spariformes; Sparidae. Gene Ontology annotation, biological process: neuron projection development; cytoplasmic microtubule organization; negative regulation of microtubule depolymerization. The record is from RefSeq and is a predicted model, not a curated record. The transcript has 18 exons. Gene Ontology annotation, molecular function: calmodulin binding; spectrin binding; microtubule minus-end binding. The coding region runs from base 16 to 4353 and encodes 1445 amino acids.